Molecule: messenger RNA, 2586 nt
Organism: Babesia ovata
Lineage: Eukaryota; Apicomplexa; Aconoidasida; Piroplasmida; Babesiidae
Product: histone lysine methyltransferase SET8
Exons: 3
Coding region: 1-2586 (861 amino acids)
Molecular function (GO): protein binding
Source: RefSeq, a predicted model, not a curated record
AUGUUCUCCGAUUCCAAGGAGUCGACGAACGAUGAGUUCGACUUUGGGCGCGGCUCUCCGUCGUCCGGUCUAUCUCAGUCUUCUGUGAACUGCACGCCUUAUCUCAUUCCCCCUUCGUCGUGCACCGUAGACAGGUGUAGUUCGCAGGCGAGGAGCGAGGUAGACAGCUGUGAGAAGGUUAUUUUGACCCCUAAUGGAGUCGACUCAUGUCCCGUAACCGAUGAGUUAUCUAUCAAAGCAAUGGAUGACGACGAUGGUGGUGACAUGCACUCGACACCCACCACGAUGAUGAAGUCGGAACAUGCCGGCCAAGGUGAUCAGCAACAUGCCAAGAUUGACGAGGUUAAUGACGACAAGGUGGAUUCUGCUACAGACAACGACGUGGUCAUCCGGACGCCCGUACUCAGCCGUCAGGCGUCGUCAAAGCUGCGCAAUGGCAAGGCCGAGGAAAAAUUGGAGGUAGAUACCCCCAUGGGUAUCUCAUCCUUUAUUAAGGCGGCCAGAUAUGGUCGGCGUGGGGAGAAGUUCCGCCUCAUCUGGCUACCGAACCCCGAGGUGAGCAGCCUCAUGCGUGUGCCGAGCAUUGCACAACUAUCCGACACUCGAAGCGCUUCCGCCGAAAGGUUGUACAUGGUAUACACUGCUGGAGGCAUGGACAUUUUACAGGACGUCAGUGAUAUCGCAGGGGUCGAGCGCCGUCCAUUCGAGACCCCCUUUGUCAUCCUGUAUUCCUACAGCUUCAAAAGCAUGUACUUUAAGGUUGUGAGCAGGGUGAUAGGGUCUUGCAGCAACGUGACAUUUGAAGACAACGGUGAUGAUACUAAGAUUUUAAAUGAAGAAGAUGAAGUAGAGGUGGCUUCUCGUAGCAAGUCAAAAGGCGCAUCUCCCGCAACGGGUUAUGCGUUUUAUCGCAGCUGCCUGUAUGGCCUCGAUGAUCGCAAGAAACCUAUGCGCAUCAAGGUCUCUUUGCGCAGCAUCAAAGACUCGGAGUUAGAUAUGCGUGCCGCCUCCGUGAAGAAUGGUGUAGCUUCUACUUUGCGGACGGCGUUGAGCUCUCGGGCCUCUGAAAAUGAGGCUGAAGCGAAGAACAGCUUGCAAAACUCACUCGUAGAGAGCAUGACGAGGAGCGAAAUUCGCUCAAGCAAGGACAUUACCUCCUCUCGCUCGCUUGACUCGGUCCAAUUCGAUGGCGGGGUGCCUUCAAGCGCCGAGAGCAGCACCAAGCGUUUUAUCAGAGCGGGGAGGUACGGCACUUGGGUCUACGCGCCUCCAACCGACCAUGAACGAGACGUGGACGAAUUAGUGCAUGGGCUGCCGUCGGUCCUGCUCGCGGAGCUCAGGCGGCUGCUGCGAUUGGAGGACAUCGCAAUGUUGCCGCAGUGCAACGUGUCGAUGGUGAAUCCGCGUAUCGAGGCUAUGAUAAAACACAAUUUUGAGCUGUACGACCGAGAUGAGCAACAACUCACCGCGAACGUUAAGCGCGACCUCGUAGAAGCGAGCAAUAAGGAGCCCAACAGCAUUGUGAUGUAUAACGUUGGAGAUAAUGUCAUUUCUGAGGGCGACAUUCUGACAGUGAGGUUCCGCACCCUAUAUCGGGGAUACGCUGAGGAGGACACGAUGAAGGUGUAUGCCAAGAAAUAUAUAGAGCUCUUUUUCGAGAUGUUGUCAUCGCUUAACGUCGACGACCUGCCGGACUUAACGAUGGACAUCGCGCAGUUCUGCCCAAAUGUCUUCUGGAACCUCGCGCUAACGGGUAAUUUCGAGGAAAAUUUAAAACGCCUGGUCCCGAACAUGCAGGUGAACACGCGCAAACGCAGGUGCAAUGCAGCGAAGAACGAUUCUACGGCUACCACAAAAAACAAACUCCUUGCCUUCGGACGAUCAAACUAUUCCCCGGAGUUUGACAACAAUUUUGUCAUAAUGCAGAAUUUGUUAGAGCGAGACGCUCAGAAAAAGGUUGCUCAUCUCGACAAGAUACGCGAGCAGCAGCGAGACCUCAACGGCAUGCUGCUGCGCAGCACGGUCAGCAAGUACCUGGACGCUGAUGAGCUCAUCUCCACGGUCAUGGACGCCGAAGGGUUCAUGCUGAAAAGCAUGCAGGGCCUCACCCCGGCGCAGCGGACCGUGGUGUACAAAACGUACCUGAAGCGCGGACUAUACGCCCCUGUGCGCCUGGACUACAUCCCAGCCAAGGGGCGCGCGGUGUUCGCAGCCUACGACAUCGCGAAAGGCGAAUUCGUCGUAGAGUACAAGGGCCAGAUCAUAACGGAGAAGAUGGCCAAGAUGAGGGACCAGAAGUACGACAAGGCACGAUCCUACAAGGGGUCGUUUGUGUUUUACUUCCGUAUUCAGACGAAGCGCUACGGCAUCGAUGCCACGGAAGAGGACAUCACGUUUGGGCCGGCGAGACUGAUUAACCACUCCCGCAGGAACCCGAACGUGGUGCCCAAGGCGCUCGAGAUCGACGGAUGCCCACGUUUGUUCUUCGUGGCAAAACGCGACAUCAAAAGCGGUGAGGAGCUCCUGAUCGACUACGGAGAGCGGGAUCCGUCCGUUAUUAAGGAAAACCCAUGGCUAAUGGACUAG